AUGUCACACGCUACACCACCUUGGACUGUGGCACCGGAUUCCACCCAGCCCUCCUAUCCGUCUCUGUUCCAGAUCGGUGCAGAAUUCCCACGAUUUGUGGUCACCUAUCGCUGGUGGGAGGAUGAGGCUACUACUGUCCUGUGGGCGUUUAACAUCCCCGAGAUCCGUCAAGUGAUCCGCUAUGGACUGUUUCGAGAUGAGAACUUUCCACGGAAUUCACUUUUGAGUCGGAACGCAGAUACAAUCGACGCGUUUCUCGUGGCGCUGUCGGACCCACGUGAGCAUCAACUUUUGGGCAGUCUUUCUCAUGUGCAAAGAGUUGAAGAGAUACUGCGCCGUUCGAGGAUUGAGCCAUUCCAGCCAGUGCCUUGGAUGUGGUUCCCACCGCAGCCAGGCCAUGGUCUAAAGUCUAGAGAAAUUGCCGAUGCAAUCGAGGCAGAAAGCCAUCACCAAUUUCGCAAAAUCUCAUUCGAAGAGAUUGUUCGUGCCUCUCUUGGGUAUAAUGCGGUCUCGGUCGAAUGGUUUCUGCUACAACAUACCGUGCUAUACAUUUAUCUUUUUAACCAUCUUCAAAUUUAUCCAGAGGAAAUCUCUAUCUAUAUAGAAGCGGAGAAGCAUCUAAGGACUCAAAGUCCCUUCGCCCAUCGAGCAUUAAUGCACUGCAUUCGUGCCAUACAGCCUGAUGCAGCCCACGAUAGGCCCCAGACAUUUAGUUCAGGCUUUGAAUUCAUAGCAGGCCCCGUGCAAAUGCUAUUCAGAGACCAACCACCAAGCCUGACGACCAUCCUCAAGAUCUUUAGUGUCCUAGCGUUUCGAUUUCGACGUCAAUAUAUUCAUACCGGCAAAAUGGAGUGGCAUGUGCCGUUAGAUACCUCCAUUCUAUUCUUGGAGGACUGUUUGAAUUCGACAUCACCCAAGGACUUGGCUCGUACGAUGACAGGAACCGAUGAACUCGACUUCUCCGAAUUAUCCCAACAGAGCAUUCUUGCAAACGACACUUUCGUGCAAGGGCUUUUGACCAAUUGGCAUGGUCUUAGUAUUGCGGUGUGGGAAUGCUGCGCGGCAUUACCAGAUAUUGUCCCAUUCCUACGAGAGUGCGCACAAGCUCUCCUUGAUGCUAAAAAUUAUCAUUCGCUGACGGCUCUCGCCCUGGGUCUACAUCGAUACAACACUGCUACGGCACGAUCCCGGGGCUUGAAUAGCACCGUUGGUGGAAUGGUCGUGUUGGAUCCUCUUCUCCCACCUGAAGUGGUCAUCAUAACCAAUCCUGCUGAAAAUUACGCGUCCUAUCGGCAACAAUACUGUGAACAUCCCGGAAUUCCAUUUCUCAUACCCCAUCUUCGUGGUUACCAGCAACAUGGGGAAUCCGCCAUCCAACCCUUGCUCCAAUAUCUGCAACAUCAAAUGUCGGCCAAGACAUGA
Messenger RNA from Penicillium daleae, 1422 nucleotides. RefSeq lists its product as uncharacterized. The transcript is spliced from 3 exons. Lineage: Eukaryota; Fungi; Ascomycota; Eurotiomycetes; Eurotiales; Aspergillaceae. Bases 1 to 1422 code for a protein of 473 amino acids. The record is from RefSeq and is a predicted model, not a curated record.